Ruditapes philippinarum (Manila clam) is the source of this 1836-nucleotide messenger RNA. RefSeq lists its product as uncharacterized. Bases 244 to 1308 code for a protein of 354 amino acids. The transcript has 2 exons. NCBI's taxonomy places the organism in Eukaryota, Metazoa, Mollusca, Bivalvia, Venerida, Veneridae. The record is from RefSeq and is a predicted model, not a curated record.
UAAGCGAGUAGCAGCGCAUGUCAGUUUACAAUUGAUAACCGUAGCGAAAAUAACUCCCUCUGUCGGCUGUAUUUGUUUACAUUCAACUUUUACAAGUGACAUGAGCGUCUUUGUGUAUUAGAAAAAUUAGAUAGUGGCUUUUUCACCUGUUAACCGAUUUGGAUUUUGACAGAUAAAGAGGUGAAUCGGAUCUUUUGGAAAUAUUGAUACAAAAAUAAUUUAUCAAGACGCUUAUAUACACCAAUGAUGACAUGCAUGUUGUCAUUGCCUCCUUUAAUAACGAACCCUUUUAGCGAGGGUGGUGUUGAUAAACAAAGAAGUGAUUGUGAACAUUUUGAUUAUAAUUGGAUUAACUCGAAUCCAUCCCAUUCAGAAUUGUGUAUCGGGCAAAGAGGCUUCGACUCGUGUCAAGUUGGAACAUGCAUUGGUACAUCGAUUUCACGUGCAAAAGAUAAAGGCAGUGAUGUUAAUGUAGACUAUUUUAAUAAGAAAUGCGAGACGGGGUCGACAGAAAUUGAACCACAAAAGGAAAUGUGUCACUUUAAUUUUCAAAAUGCCAUGAAAUCUGUGGGUGGUAAGGAAGACAAACUACCGGACCAAAGUAGCACAGGGAGCCAGGGGAUCAAAAGGAAAAGCGACACAAAUGAUUGCAAGCUAGAUUACAUUCCUACAAAACGAAUAUCACCCUUCUUAAAUACACCAAAACAGAGAAAAGACGAUCGCAAGAAAAUUCUUAAAAUUUCAAUAAGAAAGAUAAAAGAGUUAAAUGAUCCGGAAAUAUUUCUAAGAAGAACAGUGCUUGUUAACAACACUAUGAAACGUUUACAAUCGGAAUUAAGAGAAGAGAAAGUGAAAACAAAGAGACGAAAGUCGUUCAAUUUGUACGGUGUGCCUCAAAAUAAUUGCUUCUCAGAUUUAUAUCUAUGUGACGAUCCUUUUCUAAGUGGUGUAAACGAGGAAAUCACUGACGACAUGACAGACACACUUAUAAAUAAUGUGUUUCAUGAUAAAUCAAGCGACGAUAAGAAAGAAAUUGUUAGUGAAACGUCUGACAGAGACUGUAAUGAUAUGGACGUUUCUGAAAAUCGGAACUGUGUUGACGCAAGAUUGGCAACGCCUAUAAAUAGUUCAGAUGAACGUAGUUUGCCACAAGGAUCUGGUUGGAAUACAGACGCUACUAAGACGCCUAUGGAAGAAAAUUGUAAUUUAACACGUGUUACUAAUUAUAGAACAGAUUUAAAAGAAGAAAUGGAUGCCAGCGGGUCUAGUGAUUCAAAGGAAAUACAUGAUUACAAAUUAGACAUUUAAAUAAACACUUGUCAUUAUAAGUUUAAAGGCACAUAAUGCCUCAGAAAUGAAUAACUUUGUAAAAGCAAACGUGAGUUAGAGGCUUUUACAUGAAGAAAGUAACACUGUAAGUGGACUUUUAUGUUAUAAUUUAUGCAAAAUGUAAACAAAGUAGUAUUUUGACUUUUAUACAAAUUACUAAAUCACUGCAAUUGUACUUAUUGCCAGAAAACUAUCAGAAGCAAAAUAUGGUUCAGGAAAUUGGUCAAUAGGUAUCUAUUUGGAAACUAUACGUUUAACAGAACAAUAAAAUUAAAACGUCUUUCGAUAAAUAUAAAUAAAACCAAUUCUGAGGCAUGUUUGACCUUUGAGAAGCGUUAUGAAUUUAGCUUAAAUAACGUCUCAACCACAUUUUUCAUGUGAUUUUUUUUUCUUAAACAAAAAAACUAAAAUAGCUAUUAAAUGAUAUUUUCAUAUUUUAAAGGGACCAUGCUCUUAAAAACCAAUCGUUACUUUUUGACAUGUAUUAUGUUACUUAUUUUUAGCAUA